GGCCAGAACAUUUUUUUUGUGCCACAUGAGCCAACAUAACAGACUGAGGAACAUAUUCCUGACAGAGCUUGUCCUGGUUCUGAAGGUAGCCGUGUGACCGAGUCCAGAACGGACCAGCAGUCAUGGAUGACGUAUAUAAAGCAGCGGUAGAGAACUUGACAGAGGAGCAGAAAAAUGAAUUCAAGGCGGCCUUUGACAUCUUCAUUCAGGAUGCUGAAGAUGGCUGCAUCAGCACAAAGGAGUUGGGGAAGGUGAUGAGAAUGCUCGGACAAAAUCCAACUCCUGAGGAGUUACAGGAGAUGAUCGAUGAAGUGGAUGAGGAUGGCAGUGGCACGGUAGAUUUUGAUGAAUUCUUGGUUAUGAUGGUCCGAUGCAUGAAGGAAGAAAGCAAAGGGAAAUCAGAAGAGGAGCUGGCUGAGCUUUUCCGCAUGUUUGACAAGAAUGGAGAUGGUUACAUUGACUUAGAAGAACUGAAGAGCAUGCUAGAAUCCACUGGAGAACCCAUCACUGAAGAUGACAUUGAGGAGCUGAUGAAAGAUGGAGACAAAAACAAUGAUGGAAAGAUUGAUUAUGAUGAGUUCCUGGAGUUCAUGAAAGGUGUUGAAUAAAGAAGAGCUCUGGAGUGACCUUCCUUCAUUUUGCAAUGUCACCAAAGUUCAUUCCUGAAGACAUGUUCCCACCAUUUCUUUACAAACAUGUUGAUUUCUGAUAGCAGUAUUAAAUCAAAGUGCCAUUUGAAAAGACUGUUUUGAAUAAAGUUAUUUCUAUGAUCGUUUAA
Messenger RNA from Girardinichthys multiradiatus, 778 nucleotides. Its product is annotated as troponin C, slow skeletal and cardiac muscles-like. Lineage: Eukaryota; Metazoa; Chordata; Actinopteri; Cyprinodontiformes; Goodeidae. Gene Ontology annotation, cellular component: myosin II complex. The transcript is spliced from 6 exons. The coding region runs from base 123 to 608 and encodes 161 amino acids. The record is from RefSeq and is a predicted model, not a curated record. Gene Ontology annotation, molecular function: calcium ion binding.